AAAUCAAAAUGGCGUCUUUCAUGGGAUAGUGCAUAUAUCCGCCGCACAUAUUCGAGACUUGUAAUAAUAAUCGUGAUAACGACAUUAUAUCAGUGAUAUAAACUGUUUGUGGACUUUUACUUAGUGCUAAAGUGUUUAUAUUUGUUCAAGAAAGUUAUUAAAGUGACAUCGUCGCUGAACACAAGUUUCCGCUAAGGUGAAUGGGAGGCAGCGCAGGAUGACAUCUGGCGGCUGAGGCGCCGCGCGCCGCCGACACGCGCACAACAACACCAUGUCGUUUUUUAACAAUCUCAAAAAGGUGCUGCACCUCGGUAGCGGAAAUGACGCGAAAAAGAAGAAGGUGUUCAGCAACAUCCGCGACAACAGCGAUCCCAACGAGCACUGGGACAUGAUAGGAGAACUCGGCGAUGGCGCAUUCGGAAAGGUGUAUAAAGCCCAGCACAAGAGCACUGGUCAGCUCGCCGCUGCCAAGAUGUGUGUGCUUGACAACGAAGAUGACCUGGCAGACUUCACCGUGGAGAUUGACAUCCUCAGCGAAUGUCGACAUCCGAAUGUUGUUGAGUUACAUGAGGCCUAUUUUAUUGAUAACAAGUUAUGGAUGUUGCUAGAAUACUGCGACGGUGGCGCCCUAGAUUCAGUGAUGGCGGAACUGGAGAAGGGUCUGAACGAGGCGCAGAUAGCGUAUGUGUGCCGCGAGAUGUGCCGCGGUCUUCAGUUCCUGCACUCGAGACGUGUUAUACAUAGAGAUUUGAAGGCGGGCAAUGUUCUCGCUACUAUGACGGGCGGUGUUAAAUUAGCUGACUUCGGUGUGUCGGCAAAGAACAAGUCGACACUGCAGAAGCACGAUACGUUCAUUGGGACACCGUACUGGAUGGCACCUGAAGUGGUACUCUGCGAGACCUUCAGAGAUCAUCCUUAUGACUUCAAGGUGGACAUCUGGUCGUUGGGCAUAACGCUGAUAGAGUUUGCUCAGAUGGAGCCACCGAACCAUGAGAUGACACCCAUGAGAGUUCUACUCAAGAUACAGAAGAGUGACCCUCCAGCGCUCGAUCAGCCCUCGCGCUGGUCUAAACCCUUCAAUGACUUCAUCGCUAAGGCUCUAGUCAAGGACCCAGAAAAAAGGCCUACAUCCAGCGAACUACUGAAGCACGAGUUCGUCAGCGGCGAACUGGACUCUAAACCUCUGAGGGACCUGCUGCUGGAGUACAGAGCUGAAGUAGUCGAGGAGGAGCUGCUGGAUGAUGAUUCUGAGGAGCACCGCAGCUCCCAGAUGCACAUGGAGAUAGAAGAUGACUCGACGUCUGUACGGUCGGGCGAGACGCCGGACAUCAAGAUGUCGGAGGAGACAUCGGCGGGUACUCCGUCACCGCCUGGUGCUUCGCGUGCCUCCCGCCCCGCCACCCCGCAGCCCGCGGCCACGCCCCCCGCCCCGCCCACUGCCGCCGCCGUCACCGCCCCCGCCCCCGCCCCCGCGCCCGCCCCCAAGCGCCCGCACGACGACGACCACCAGCACGCUGACAGGAAAGCACCAGCCCCCAAAAAGGAGAAAGGCCCAGCGCCGCCGCCCCCCGCGUCGCCGCCAACACAACCUGCCUUACCCCCUACGCCCCCUGCGCCCCCUACGCCCGUCACACCCGUUGCUCCUGUCACCCCCAUUUCCACACCCAGCACGCCGACAGCAACAACCCCAACGACGCAACCUUCGUUACCAUCAGCGCAAGCUUCACCCACGUCGCCUACGUCACCGGCCACGCCCACAUCUACAGACAGCCCCGCCCCCCGCACGCCCAAGAAGCAGCCCGCCCCGCCCCCGCCCGCAGCCGCCCUCGCUGGAAGACAUAUUGUAGAUCAGGUAUGCAGAGAAGCUGAAAAAGUGGUUGAACAAAAAACCGAUAAAACAUCAGAGAAAUUACACAUCAGCGAUAUAAAACCAAAGCAAGAUAAUAGACUGAAUAAAUCAACAGAAGAGAAGAUAAAUACAGAAGUGAGAGUGACAGAGAGAGAUAAAGAACGAUCUAAAUCAACUUCCACAGACUUAGAUAGAGUAGUAGAGACGAGUAGAGUUACCGCAGAAGUUAAUAGGAUAGAAAGAGAGAACAGAUCGAGGUCUGUGGAUGAUAAGGACAGAGUUAGUAUAGAAGUGAUAAGAGCUGGACGAUUGGAGAAGAAGGAAUAUUCUAGGUCUAGUUCUGUGGAAGAAGAUAGAGUGCAAAAUGCUGUCGAAAUAAGGCCAGUCACUCCACCAUCAUCCCGGUCCAGUGACAUCAGGGCAGCAGUAGCAGCGGUGACAGUGGUGGCUGUCAGCGCUGAGCCCAACUCCCUGGCUGCAUCACCAGCAGGACUGGUCACCGUCACCACAACACAUCCACCUGUGUUGAAUACUUUGACGCUGCCUCCCAACGCAGUAACAAUAUCAACUACACCACCGAUAGCUGAUGAAGUUGUGAUAGUGGGAGCUGGUUCAUCAUCAGAUGAUGAUUGCUUCGCACCCUCAUCACUGGACUCACUCGACUGUGCCAAUUCUUGUAGUGAGAAGAGUCGUGGUCGUCGUCUGGACAGCAGCGAGGUGCUGAUCCUGAGCCCCGGAGCUGCAGCUGACUCGGGAGUCUUUGAUGACAGUGUUGCCAACGGACUCAAUCUGGAUACAUCUCACGUGUCUGUGGUGACUGUGGGCGCGGAGGAGGUGCGCGUGCGCGACUCCGCAGCUACACACAUUGCGCUCGCGCCCACGCGCCUUUCUCCUGACAGCUUUGACAGCAGAAGAUCACAAUCUGACAGCGGAUCUGUUGCGUCGGCGUCUUCACGUCGCGGUGCUGACGCUGACUCGUUGGCUACAACCACCUCGCAUGACUCCGCACCUCACACAUUGCCAUCUGACACACAAUUAAAUGGCGGCACAAGAGUGAACACAGACAAUCAAGAUCUAGAUAACGGUGAGCAGGUUGUAUUGAGGCGGAAUAGACAGGACCCGUCUAAUCGUAUUCAAAGAUCUAAAGAAGACAUACAUAUAGCAAAUUUGAAGAAGAAAACUCGCAAGAGAACGAGAAAGUUUGAAAUAGACGGUGUCAUUGUUACCACCACUACAUCUAAGGUGAUAUGGGGUGACGAGGAGAGCGGGCGCACUUGGGACGACCACGCGCUGCGCAAACAGGAGCUGCGAGAGAUCAAAAUGCUGCAGAAACAGGAACAGAAGCAGUUCCAGGACCUCAACGCCAAGGAGCACCAGCUCAGGGAGCAGCAGGAUAAGAGAUUCGAAGCAGAACUAGGCAGUCUAGCUCGAGCUCAUGAAGCAGAACUAGAAGCACUAGCGCGCAGUCAACGUGCUGCCGCUGAGCGCGCUGAGCAGCAAUUGGAAGCAGAACUGCGCCAGCAGGCGAAGCGACUGCGCGCUGAGCACGAGAGAGAUCUGCGCCACUUUAGAGAUACGUUGAAACAGGAGCUCAGGCUUUUGAAGCAGGAGGUGGAGUUAGUUGCUAAGGAGAGGAGAAAGGAGGCAUACAGACAGAGACGAGCCCGGCUAGACGCGGAGCAUGCGGAGCGAGAACGCGCCUUUGUCGCGGCGCUCGCUGACUCCGCGGACGGUGUACUGCGUCGUGUUCACGAACACCACAGGGAGAGGCAGGCGCUCGCUGACAGGCAAUAUCUGCAGCAGCGGCAACAGAUAAUGCGUACCAGAGAAGCAGCACUUUGGGAGUUGGAAGAGAAGCAGAUCCACGAAAGACAUCAGUUGGCAAAGAGACAACUCAAAGAUGAAUUUCUGCUGCGACGACAUCAGAUGCUGGUCAGACAUGAUAAGGAGCUGGAGCAGAUUAAGAGAAAGAAUACCCGUAAAGAGGAGGAGCUGAGCAAAUGCCAGGCUUUGGAGAAGCGUUCAUUACCAAAACGUAUCCGCGCUGAGCAGAAAGCGCGAGAGAUGAUGUUCAGGGAGUCGUUGCGUAUCGCCGGCACUGCUCACGAUGACGACAGAGACAGGCUCAAGAAGUUCCAGGAGAACGAGAAGAGAAGAUACAGAGCGGAGCAGCAGAGGUUGGCCACCAAACAUGCUAAAGCUAAGGAGGAAUUGAAAGCCGCUGGAGAGGCCCUCCUCCGCGAGCUGGAGCAGUACCAGAAUGAGAAGCGCAAGGCGCUGAUGAACCACGAGAGCAGCAAGAUGAAGGCCGUCGAGGAGAGAUACGCUCUCGAGCUCAAGGAGUGGCGCGCCACGCUCGGCGACAGGAAGACGAGCCUCAUUAGAAGCUUCGAGAAGCAACUCGACGAUCACGAGAAGAAGUACGGAAAGACCAUACCUGACAGAUCUUUGUACCUCGAAGCACCCUGGCCGAGGAAUGUACUCCAACAUGUUCUCAGCGCUUAUCAACAAAGAACAUCCUUCAUAGGUUCCCUAUCUAGAUCUAGGACAAGUCUCAAUUUAGCACUGUCCACUUCAAAUACACCUAAUAUGGAUAGAAGGCGUUCAGUCAGUCCAAAUAAUGAUUAUAGAACAUCUAAAUCAGCAGCCUCCAGUAUAACUAGUACUUCAAAACGUGGGAAACUUAUCAAAGCUCAAAGAUAUAGUUCAACAUCUAAUUUGAAAUUAGUGUCAGAGAAGAUAUCAGGUUUUUCAGUGUUUCGUGGUUCUGAUGAUAUUCGACGGGAACCUAUCAUGGCAUACGAUAUGAUGGAGAAUAAAAAAAUAGAAGAGGAACCGAGAAAGAGUCUGGAAAGAUCGAAACCGGUGCAUAAAAUGCCGAUUUCUGUACGUAAUAUGAGUCCGGCUCGAGUCAAAGCGAAGUUGAAUAGACAGAGUAUGAGUGAACAUGCAUUAUUAGAAAAGAACGAGGAUGUGUUAAAGAGAAGUUUCUCACAGCAAAAUUUGAAACAGGAUAUUUCUAUGGAGGCGGUUGUUAUCGAUAUGCCAUCGAUAUCGAAGUACGACACUUUUAAAAGUGCCAGCACUAUCGAUAGUAUCGAUAUCGAUAAGGAUAGUGAUGCGACACAUUUUAGUAGAUGGGGCCCGGUUAGGGGAUCUAAUAGUUACUCGAAUCAAGGUGACAUCCCUGUCAGUCAGCUUUCCACUAUGAAUUUUAAGGCGGCUCUGGGCACAGACAAGAACGGACCUCCUGACUCUAUGGCUUAAUUCCACAAUUAUUUUUAAUAAAUUUAACAAGCAUGCUUGUACUUCCAACCAACACGCUUACCAAACACUUCCGUUUUUUUUUCGUUUAAAUUGAAUUGUAUUGUUUAUACUGACAGCUGUCAAAAUCGUAUUGACAGCUGUCAGAUUCAAUUUACUAGCAGUUAAACUUUUUAUAAAUUGGAAGAUAUGUGAAUGAUAACCCAAAUAUAAAUCAAUCGGCUUCCUUAAAGAAGUGCUUUGCCAAAGAUGGCUUCCUCUAAUCAAAUGUUCCUUCCAUCUUAUAUCGGCCAAUAUUUUAAAUUAAGGUUUAUAGAAUUUAUAUUUAGACCAAAUUUUCGUAUAAUAAA
Messenger RNA from Papilio machaon (common yellow swallowtail), 5463 nucleotides. It is a transcript of the gene Slik, whose product is annotated as serine/threonine-protein kinase 10. The transcript has 27 exons. Lineage: Eukaryota; Metazoa; Arthropoda; Insecta; Lepidoptera; Papilionidae. Gene Ontology annotation, biological process: protein phosphorylation. Bases 272 to 5116 code for a protein of 1614 amino acids. The record is from RefSeq and is a predicted model, not a curated record. Gene Ontology annotation, molecular function: ATP binding; protein serine/threonine kinase activity.